Messenger RNA from Lodderomyces orthopsilosis Co 90-125, 2055 nucleotides. It is a transcript of the gene MTO1, whose product is annotated as tRNA modification protein. Bases 1 to 2055 code for a protein of 684 amino acids. NCBI's taxonomy places the organism in Eukaryota, Fungi, Ascomycota, Pichiomycetes, Serinales, Debaryomycetaceae. Gene Ontology annotation, biological process: tRNA methylation; tRNA wobble uridine modification. The transcript has a single exon. Gene Ontology annotation, cellular component: cytosol. The record is from RefSeq and is a predicted model, not a curated record. Gene Ontology annotation, molecular function: flavin adenine dinucleotide binding.
AUGAUCACUACAUUAUCAAAGAGAAGUCUGAUCCUACCGAGAGCCCUUCAUCUUCAAAAUAGAAGCAUCAUUGUUAAUGCUGACCUACGAGCAAAGCUAACCCAGUCUCAGAACCAUCCAGUUGUGGUCAUUGGCGGUGGACACGCUGGAUGUGAAGCAGCAACGGGAUCGGCAAGAUCAGGGACCCCAACUACCUUGAUAACACCAGAAAUUAGCAAAAUAGGUACAGCCUCAUGUAAUCCAUCAAUGGGAGGUGUUGGUAAAGGAACUCUUUUACGUGAAGUCGAUGCUUUUGAUGGUGUAAGUGCCAGAAUUACCGACAAGGCAGGCAUACAUUUUCGAAUAUUGAAUGCUUCAAAGGGUCCAGCUGUUCAUGGCCCACGAGCGCAAAUUGAUAGAAAGAUUUACUUGAAUGAGAUGCAAAGGGAAAUUUGCAAUUAUGAGAAUUUAUCAAUUAUUGAAGCCCAAGUGAAGGAUAUAAUAAUAGAGCCAACCAACUUUGAGGACUACAAUGGUCGUGGCUUUGGGACUGUUAGAGGUGUAAUACUAGAAGGUGGCAGGAUUUUGAAGUGUGAAAAGAUUGUUGUCACCACAGGUACAUUCUUAGGGGGUGAGAUUCACAUCGGUCUCAAAGCAUUUCCAUCUGGAAGAAUGGGCGAAAAAGCGACGUUUGGAUUAUCAAAGACGUUCAGGGAAGCAGGGUUCAGAUUAGGGAGGUUGAAAACAGGUACACCUGCUAGAUUAUCAGCCAAAACGAUUGAUUUUACUAAUUUAAUUGAACAACCAUCAGAUUUUCCACCUCAACCAAUGUCGUAUUUAAAUGAAGGUGUUGAUCUUGAAGACAAAUUGGUCAAAUGUUAUCAAACUCAGACGACUCCGGAAUUUCACAAGAUGAUUGCUGACAACUUGGAUAAAUCAAUUCACAUCAGAGAAACAGUCAAAGGCCCACGAUACUGUCCCAGUAUUGAGUCUAAAGUUAUCAAAUUCCCGCAAAAGCAGUCACACGUAGUAUGGCUUGAACCUGAAGGACUCGAUACUGAUCUUAUAUAUCCCAAUGGUAUAUCUUGCACAAUGCCAGAGGAAAUUCAAGAACAAAUUGUCAAAUUGAUGCCUGGCUGUGAAAAUGUUAAAAUGGUACAACCAGGGUAUGGCGUGGAGUAUGAUUAUGUUGACCCUAGAGAGCUUAAAAUCACCCUCGAGACGAAAUUGGUUGACGGAUUGUACUUGGCAGGACAAAUUAAUGGAACUACUGGAUACGAAGAAGCUGCUUCGCAAGGUUGUAUUGCUGGUAUCAAUGCUGGUCUUUCAUAUUUGAAGAAACCGUUGUUGGAAAUGAAGAGAUCUGAUGGAUAUAUUGGUGUUUUGAUUGAUGACUUAAUAACUAAGGGAGUUGAAGAACCAUACAGAAUGUUUACAUCAAGAUCAGAGUUUAGAGUGUCCAUUCGUUCGGACAAUGCAGAUAAAAGACUAACUGAAUUGGGAUAUAAGCUUGGAGUAGUUGGAAAGAAGAGAUACGAAUACUUCAAAAAUGAGAUUCAGCAGUUUAAUGAGAUAAAAGAUCAUUUGAAAUGCCUUCGGCUUUCUGGAAAGUCCUGGUCACCUGCAUUAUCAGGAGCAGCCACUGAUUUGAGAUCAACCAAUAAAGUUGAUGGAUGGAAAUUAUUAUCGUACAAGGGAGUUUCCAUUAAAGAUGUACUUCCUCACAUGGAUACUUUCACAAGUAACAAUACUCCGUCCUUUUAUGAACAUCUAACCAAUAGAUUGAUGAAUCGUAUUGAUGUUGAAAGUGAUUACGAGCCAUUCAUGUCCAAAGAGAAAGCUCAUCUCAGUGCUUACGAAGCCGAUGAAAAUUUACUUUUACCUACAAACUUCAACUACACCAAUACUGGUAAUUUGAAAAUUUCUUAUGAAGCUUGUUCAAUUUUGAAUACAAUUCAACCAAAGACGAUUGGACAAGCACGUCGUAUUCAAGGCAUUACACCCACUACCAUUUUUGAACUUUUAAAACUUGUGAGAGGUAAUCAAAAACAAUAUGCUGCUUCUGCUGCUCCAUAG